AGUAGGAGCGGGAGGAAGAGGCGAAGACGGAAGCAGCUGAGGCAGCGACCCGGCCCAGCGCCUGGUGUCGAAACCACUAUGCAGCCAGAUACAGAGAGGACCCGGAUACGGCCCAAGAAACCAGACAUGGCCCUGUAUGUUCCCAGAGCACGGCGCGAAAUUGCAGUAUCAAAAACCAGCACCUUAUUGGCCACCAGAUCUGACAGAGAGGUGAACCGUGGUCCAUCAGGGAAGGAAGUCGUUAAAGGACAUGAAGCAAGGACAAGUCCCAAAGCUGGAAGAGGCUUACUUCACAGAGAGCAGGGAGGAUUCCUCUUCCCCCAAGAAGAGAAAAGAAUUACAUCCAGAGAUGGGUUCCCCCAAAGCAGCUCAAAUCCAAAGAUACAGUACAAGGAGAGGCCACAGCCCCUACGUAAGCCCAAAUCACACUUUCAGGUGUCUUCCCCUGGAUUCCUAAGUCAAACACCAGCAUUAUUGCCAAACACGGAAUUAGAGGCACCUCUUGAAUGCAGCACUGUGCUCUCCACUGGUUUACUGAGGAUGGCCGGUCUUCAAAUUCAGCCAGGUUUACCUAGUGUGGACUGCACUUGGGAACAAAAACACAUAUUUCCUUCUGCAGGGCAAGAGACUUACAGCACUGAGAUGAACAAGCAGGCAGGAGCAUUCCUCCCAGACCAGGUAGGGCUCAGUGAGGAGAAUGUGCUGCCGUGUGCUAGUGAAAGACUCUCAGAUCAGACAGAGAUGAGUGAAAAAAGUACGCUGGCUGGUAAGGUUAAGGAUCUGAGUAGAUGUGAUUUGAGACCAACUGGGGGAAGUGGGGAUGACACGUUUGAAAACACAGGCAGCAGAGAGGUACAUAAGGAUUGCUCAUCAAAGUGUUCAAGUGAGAGAAUAUCGGAUGAAGCAGACAGCAAUAAUAGCAUUUUGGGGGACAUUAGCAAUACACAUAGCACAUGUAAAUGGAUAGACAGCUGCAGUCACACAGAGAUAGAUGACAGUAGCAUGUUGGAAUAUGCUCCCAAGAGAGUUCCAGAUGAGACAGACCCAAAGGAAGUUAGUAUUACUGAGGAUGUAGGCAGGAAUGUUCUGGCUCCAGUGGAAGUGAAUAAGUAUAGCACCCUAAACCAUGAAGAGGAAAGCAAGAGUGGAGCAUAUAGUCAUGCAGCUGAACACAUGUCUGAUCAAAACAUGAAUAAUAUGUCUAGCUGUGUGAGUGAGAGCAUGUUGAUCCAGACAGUGACAAGUAGCCUAGCAGCAAAUGCAGUCAAGCAACUCUCAGGUAACUCAGGGGUGGCUGCAGGCUGCUUAGAUGGGCCUUGUGGGAGGCUGGAUGGUCUGCCCAGUUGCAUGUUCAAGGAGGGUGAACUGGGACAGGUGUGUGGCAAUGAGAAGAGGGAUGGCUUCUCUCUCCACAUCUGCCAGUGCAAACCUUCUGAGUCUGAGGCUUCAGUGACAGUAGGAAAUGCCACAUUUGAUUUAGGGGGUCAAAACUCUCAUGGCAAGCACAAUCCUGAGGCAAGUUGUUCUGCCAAGGAGGCUGCCAGCUGCUUACAGGAAUGUACCUCCAAGGAGAUUAUACACUUGUCAGCUGUGGGGGAUCCUGAGAGCACUCUGGACCAAGCAGAAGCACCCUUGGGUGGGACCUCAAUGGAAGAUCCAGCCCAGAGAAAUAUGGGCAUGAAGUUGCAGCAUCCAUCUGGAGACAGGGCAGAAGGAGAAGCCGAACCAAGUGUGCCAUCCAGCUGGGAGGAGCCCACUGGAACCAGUGUUGGUCCUGCAACCCUCAGUGAGGAUGGCAACGUGGCAAAUGAGACCUGGGAUUCUCUCUUCAAUGAUGAUGGUGAUUGCCUGGAUCCACAGUUGCUGGAGGGGCUCUCUGGCCAUGCCUUAUCCCCCUCAGGAUUGCAGGAGCCACGCUUUGACUACUACAGCUACUCUCCAGCUAAUCUGGACCUAAGUGACUCCGAGUUUCCGCACGUCAUUGAGAUCUACGACUUCCCACCAGAAUUCCGCACAGAGGACUUGCUGCAUGUUUUCUGCAGUUACCAGAAGAAAGGCUUUGACAUUAAAUGGGUUGAUGAUACACAUGCACUGGGUAUCUUCUCCAGCCCCAUUGCAGCUCAAGAUGCUCUUAGCACCAAGCACCUGUUGGUGAAAACCCGUCCGCUAUCACAAGCCACUAGAGCUGCAAAGUCCAAGGCUCGAUCCUAUGCUGAAUUCCUGCAACCAGCCAAAGAACGUCCGGAGACUUCAGCUGCUCUGGCUAGGAGACUGGUGACAGGUGCCCUUGGUGUGCGGAGCAAACAGAGCAAGGCAGAACGUGAAGCUGAACGCCAGCAGUUACAGGCAGCCCGAGAGCGGAAACGUCUGGAGGCCAAACAGAGGGAAGAUGCUUGGGAAGGCCAUGAGUGAGUGAACACUAUUGCGAGGUGCAGACACAUGACCAGAAAUUACACUCUGUGAGGCAGAAUUGGAGCACCAAAUGAGCUGUCCUUACAACACUGGAGACGUUCUGCCAUGCCCUGUGGGAUAA
Molecule: messenger RNA, 2533 nt
Organism: Gekko japonicus
Lineage: Eukaryota; Metazoa; Chordata; Lepidosauria; Squamata; Gekkonidae
Gene: R3HCC1L
Product: R3H domain and coiled-coil containing 1 like
Exons: 7
Coding region: 79-2412 (777 amino acids)
Molecular function (GO): nucleic acid binding
Source: RefSeq, a predicted model, not a curated record